This is a messenger RNA of Darwinula stevensoni, 645 nucleotides long. NCBI's taxonomy places the organism in Eukaryota, Metazoa, Arthropoda, Ostracoda, Podocopida, Darwinulidae. The record is from the annotation of a GenBank genome assembly.
AUGGUGCCUGCGACGAUCACCCGGGUGGUGAUCCUCGUCCUGGGUCACCUCUACCCCGCCUACGCCUCCUACAAGGCCAUCCAGAGUCGAAACACGCGGGAAUACGUGAAGUGGAUGAUGUACUGGAUCGUGCUGGCCCUGUUCACGUGUGCCGAGACCCUGGCGGACAUCUUCCUGUCCUUCUGGUUCCCCCUCUACGAAGAGAUCAAGAUCCUCCUGAUCAUCUGGUUCAUCUCCCCCGCGACCCGGGGCUCCAGCUUCCUGUACCGCCGCUUCGUCCACCCUUUCCUCCAGGAAAAGUCGGGCGAGAUCGACGAGUACGUGCAGAACGCCCAGAGACAGGGGACCCGGGCGAUGCUCGACCUGGGUCGCAAGGGCGUCGCUUGUGCCUCCAACCUCCUCCUCGAGUUCAGCGCCAAGGCCUAUUCCUUCACCUCCCAGUCCCUCGUCCAGGGGACGCGGCCCGGUGAAGGCGAUGGGAACGGGGAGGGAGGGAAGGAGCAGGGAGGGAGGCCGGUCCGGUCCCGGAACACGUUGCCGUCGCUUCCGAAUCGACAGUUCUCGGCCUCGCAGAUGGAUCUGGGGACUCGCACCGCCGCUGGAUCGUCCCAGGAUUUCCAGGUUCAAUCCCCAUCUGUUCCAUAG